Molecule: messenger RNA, 669 nt
Organism: Strongylus vulgaris
Lineage: Eukaryota; Metazoa; Nematoda; Chromadorea; Rhabditida; Strongylidae
Source: the annotation of a GenBank genome assembly
UUUUUUCUGUUUAAAGCGCCUGAAAUAACGGAAAUAUUCACGGAGAAGCUGGAGGAGUUAAUCAAGCAGCGCAUUAAAGACAAGUCAUUUGAUGAUGUUGUACGCAAAAAACGUAUCGAGGAGCGAACUGAGUCUUACCGGAAUCAGGCCAUAGAAGAAAGAGAAAUGGUUAAAACUUCUUUGGCGGAGGUUUACGAAAAGGAGUACCAAAAAACGGCUGGGGAACAAGGUGAGAGCAAUGGAGUAAACGAUGAACAUAUAGCUAUUGAGAAACGAAUGCGAGAGCUAUUCCGAUUAAUUGACGCACUUUCUAACUUUGAUUAUACGCCACCGGAGGUCCGUCCAGAGGUCCGCGUUGUCUCGAAUAUGCCUGCCUUAAGAGUAGAAGAAGUUGGUAUGAGCGCCUCAACAGAUGCGCAAUUACUUGCUCCAGAAGAAGUGAAGAAGCACCAGAAGGGCAGUCUUAAAGCAGAUGAGGAACGUGAUCGCACGGACGUUCUACGGCAGAGACGAAAGAAGAAAAAUAGGCAGAGGUGCUCAUCCAAGCUCUUUCUUCUUGGUCCCAUCUGUUAUUAUCAUAAUCUUAAUUUGAUCAUUUACCGCUUCAUUGCUGCUUGUUCAGAGCUAUGGUGGAACUCUUCGGUGAGGAAAAAGCAAUGGAAGGUUUGA